Messenger RNA from Stylonychia lemnae, 1119 nucleotides. The record is from the annotation of a GenBank genome assembly. NCBI's taxonomy places the organism in Eukaryota, Ciliophora, Spirotrichea, Sporadotrichida, Oxytrichidae.
AUGGGUGCUAGUCUUUCUUCUUAGGUUGCUGAAUGUGAUCCUCAAGGUACUUUAAUGGGUUCACACCUUAAAACUCCCGAGGACAUCAAGGAAUUCCCAUAUUUCCCAAGUGGAACCACUUCAAUUUUGAGCCAAUGUCUUACCAAGGAUAUUUGGGAUCAAUUGAAGGACAAGAAAGAUAAGCACGGAUUCACCUUCAAAUAAGCAAUCUUCUCAGGAAGCAAAUGGACUAACUCAGGAGUUGGAGUCUAUGCUGGAUCUCACGAUUCAUAUUAUUCUUUUGCUCCAUUCUUCGACAAGGUUAUCUACAAAUAUCACGGACACUCCAAGACUGACAAGCACGUCAGCGAUAUGGAUUACACCAAGCUUAACUGCCCCAAAUUCCCAGCUGAUGAGGACGCCAUGAUUAACUCAACUAGAAUUAGAGUUGGAAGAAACCUUGCUGACUACCCACUAGGUUCAUGUGUUACCAGAGAACAAAGAUUAGAGGUUGAGCAGAAAGUUACUUCUGCCCUCGCUAAGUUUACUGGUGAUCUUAAGGGAAAAUACUACUCACUUGCAACUAUGACACCAGCUGAGAAGAAACAGCUUAUUGAAGAUCAUUUCCUUUUCAAGGGUGGUGACAAGUAUCUUGAGUCAUCAUUCCUCGAGAGAGACUGGCCUGAGGCUAGAGGAAUCUUCCAUAAUGAUGCCAAGACUUUCCUUGUGUGGGUUAAUGAAGAAGAUCAACUCAGAAUCAUCUCUAUGCAAUAAGGUUCAGAUAUCAGAGAAGUCUUCGAAAGACUCUCAAGAGCUGCUACUGAUAUUGAGAAGGUUGCUAAAUUCGCUCAUGACGAUCACCUCGGUUAUAUCACUUCAUGCCCAACUAACUUGGGAACUGGCUUGAGAGCUUCAGUUCACAUCAAAUUGCCAAAGCUUGCCAAGAGACAGGAUGAAUUCGAGGCCAUUGCUAACAAGUAUUUCGUUCAAAUCAGAGGUGCUCAUGGAGAGCACACUGAGACUGAUGAUGGUGUCUUUGAUAUUUCAAACUUGAGAAGACUUGGAAGAAGCGAAGUAGAUCUAGUUCAAGACAUGUACAACGGAGUUAAAGCAAUGAUCAAGAGAGAGAAAGAACUCUGA